Molecule: messenger RNA, 1353 nt
Organism: Neopsephotus bourkii (Bourke's parrot)
Lineage: Eukaryota; Metazoa; Chordata; Aves; Psittaciformes; Psittacidae
Gene: CUNH8orf76
Product: chromosome unknown C8orf76 homolog
Exons: 6
Coding region: 77-1270 (397 amino acids)
Molecular function (GO): protein binding
Source: RefSeq, a predicted model, not a curated record
GCAGCCGCUCUAGCCCUGACUCGUUGCUCCUCUGGCGGCUCGGCGCCACCCUCGGCGGACUCCCCGGCGCGGCGGGAUGGAGCCGCUGUUGGGCUGGCAGUUCGAGGACUCCCUCUUCACCCCGAGCCGGGAGCGGGGCCCGGGCGGUGGGGCUCGGCCGCACUACGGCGCGAAGCACUGCGAGCCCCGCUGGUUCCAGCGGGAGGCGGGCGCGGACGGGGAAGACGCCGAUGCGCUGACGGGCAUCAAGUUCCGGGCGGACUGGGCCUACCGGCGGCGGCACUUUGAGAAAGCCCUGUGUGAAUACUCGAAGUGCUUACUGCUCUUACCUCCCAGUAACAUUGCCAUGAGACGGGAUGUCCAGGAAGGCCAGGCUCGCUGUUUGUCUCACUUAGGAAGGCACAAGGAGGCUCUGGAUAUUGCAGAAGAAAUGCAAAAAGGUGCUACUAACACAGAUCACUUGACCGUGGUUCUCAACCUGCAGCUUGCCAUUUACCAGGGCCUGGAGAACACAGACAAAAAGAUCACGUGUCUGCAGCAACUCAUCUGCUUACAUCCUUUCAACCCUCAAUACUGGAAGUUACUUGCUGAAGCUUAUAUGAGCCUUUUAGAGUUAGUCAUUCCAGAAACAAAUCUAAAUCAGUCUGAAGAUGUUGGUGUAAGGGACAGUAGUUUCAAAACAUCAGCUGCAACAGAGAUUAAUUUGCAGCCUUGCAGAUCAGAUAGCCAGAAAGAAGGCCCUCGGUGCAGCCUGGCUACAGAAACAAAGAGGGAGAAUGCAGUGACUUGUAAUGGCAGCCGAGCUGCUGAAUUCCCCAGCCAUUUGGAAGAGCUGGAAAGGACGGACCAAGGGGAAUGUGCAACCUCCGAGUCCUGGGAGCAGAACAUGCCAGAGAAAGUUGGGAUAAAGGCAUGUGCCUCGUUUAUUAGAGCAAGGCUUUUACUCCAGCUUACCCAGUCACAACAGUCAUCCUUUGCACUAGAGAGGAACAUUAAAGGUCAAAAAGAGAUUGAUGGCAAAGUGGCACGACUUGGUUUCAGUGAAAAUUCCUUGCUUUUGAUGAUCAAGGUUAUGGGACGGGAUCUUACACCAGAAAAAGAGGAAUUUCAGGGUGAGGUGAAAUGCAUGGGCCCUUCAGUGCUGUCAUCACUGGUAACUGCAUCAGCCACUGAAUUUGAAAUCAAUUGGUUUGGUAACCUCCAAGAUGACUUAUGUCACUUUGACAGACAGUUCUGUUCAGAUACACAUCUCCCACCUUUGGUAACUUAAUGGUUUUGUUGUAUUUAUUCUCAUCUCUCAAAAUGAUGAGGGAGUGAUACAUGCAAUAAAGUUCAUACUACAUUUUGUAAGAA